Messenger RNA from Sphaeroforma arctica JP610, 133 nucleotides. RefSeq lists its product as hypothetical. The transcript has a single exon. Lineage: Eukaryota; Ichthyosporea; Ichthyophonida. The annotation marks the transcript as partial. The record is from RefSeq and is a predicted model, not a curated record.
AUGACCACGAACAUUCUAAAGAUCUGCUUAUUCACAGUUAUGUGCCUCGUAGCACUUGUCCAGGCUGGUACAACCGCUGAAGGCUUGGCCUACCUGGAGGAGAAUGCCAAGAAAGAGGGCGUUAUCACUCUGC